This is a messenger RNA of Lytechinus variegatus (green sea urchin), 2478 nucleotides long. RefSeq names its product synaptotagmin-5-like. Lineage: Eukaryota; Metazoa; Echinodermata; Echinoidea; Temnopleuroida; Toxopneustidae. The record is from RefSeq and is a predicted model, not a curated record. Gene Ontology annotation, cellular component: synapse; axon. Gene Ontology annotation, molecular function: clathrin binding; phosphatidylserine binding; calcium-dependent phospholipid binding. The coding region runs from base 167 to 1588 and encodes 473 amino acids. Gene Ontology annotation, biological process: calcium-ion regulated exocytosis; cellular response to calcium ion; vesicle fusion. The transcript has 4 exons.
UGUUGACGCGCCAUUGUCCGGUAUCGUGCAGAAUGAGACCUCGCGGAUCGCUGCAUGCCAACCACAAUGCUGGAGAACUGUUACAAUGGUCUGGUGACGAGUUCAGAGAUCUAGACUUGAAUCGGAUAAUCCAAAAUUCAGUUUUGCUUAAAAAUAAUUUUAUCUGAUGAUCAAUAUGGUUUCACUAACGUUGCUGUUUGCCAUUUCUACCGCAAUAGCAGUUGCCAUUUCAGUCAGUCUUUUCAUCUUUAUUUGUUGUUGCAUGCGAGCUCGGAGGACACAGCGACGACAGAAACGUCGAGAAAAACUAGAGCGAGCUCUGGCCGUCACACCCUUGAGAUCGGACUUCUUCAAGAAAGGAGACGAAGAUUACCCGAAGACAAUCCAAGUGCCUCGACAGGAUCCGGUCGAUGAUAGCCCUUUCAGUGAUGUACCGACCGAUGAUCAGGGGAUUGAAGCGACUGACCAGGCUGAUUGUGAUAACUACGGACGCUCCCAGUCAUGGGCGCCGAUGACCUCGACGAACUUGAUUGCAGUAGAUCCUCAAAGAAGACAGACUUUGGCCGUGGUUUCACUCUCUCCUUCUUCUUCUGAUUCAUCACUGGCUUCGUGCAGCUCAGAGAAUGACCUUGAACAGCUCGGGCGUGAUUCCGAGUGGACAGUUUACCAAGGAGGCAACGAAAAGCCGGUUGUAAACUUUUCUCUAUAUCACUCGACACAGGACCGUACUCUCUUCGUCUGCCUCAAGUCUGUUUCUGGAUUGGCGAGGAAAUACUACCCAGGAUGCACUUCGUUUCUCAAGGUCAGCCUCCUGCCAAAGUACAGAGAUGGAUUUCGCACAGAGAUGGUCCGUAAAUCGCUGAAUCCUCAUUUCAAUGAAUCCUUCCAGUUCUGUAAGUUGACUCCCGCAGAGGUCCAAGGCAGCUUCCUGAAGAUUAAACUGUAUGUGAGGGAGAAGUGGAACAGGAAGGAUCGCUUUAGUGGAGAGGUCUUUGCGGAGUGCCAUCAACUUCUAACAAAGAGCGACAGCCUUCUAGAAUUUCAGAGGACAUUCAGUGUGAAAAGAACCAAGCUUCCGAAGAAAAAUCUUAAAAGGCCCUCACUUCCAUGCAUGAAACAGAUGAGAUCUAAAUCCACAUCAGAAGCUACAUCCAAUCGGCCAUACCUUGGAGAUCUCUUUGUAGCCUUACAAUAUCAACCUCAAGCAGAUCGAUUGAAGGUGAUGGUGAGGAAGGCUGAGAAUCUAUUGGUUGACAGCGUCCUUCCUGGUUCUGGAGAUAUCUACGUCACUGUGCGCCUGAUGAAGCAUGGUGAGAUAGUAGAUGAAUACAGCACUCAACGUCGUUCUGGAACCAGUCCUAUCUGGAACCAACCAUUCCUCUUCCAUCCUAAACAAGAUGAGAUCGAACAACAUUCCAUCCUCCUUGCCAUCAACCGUGGUCGACGACUAGCAACCGACGUGAUGGUGGGGAAGAUUGAAAUCGGAAGGCAGUUCGGAGAGACGGGCGUGGCGCAUUGGACGGAGAUGCUGCAACCACGGGGAUUGGAGGUCGCUAAGUGGCAUCGAAUCAAGCCACCUUUCAGUUAAGAGUAAUCAGGAUUUCAAAUCUAGUUUGGUAGUUGUAACAAAUUGCCCUUUUGAAGGAUAAACUAUUCUGAUUCGGUUCAGAGGAACUUUAAGACCUGCAAGACAACGUUGUCAUAGAAUGCCGCCAUUCGUUACUUGCUUCAAUUAUUGUGGAGUCUGAUAGCAAAGAAAACUCUUUUGGGGUUAUUGAAAGGCAUUAUUUGGACAUUGAAUAUGUUAAUGCUGAUUUUCUGUUUUGCACGACCAUGACGACGAUAAAGUGGUACAAAUAUCUCAUCACUAUUUGACGCCAUGCGUCAGAGCUCGUAUACAAAACUGUAACAGUUUUCUAUAAUCUCGCAAUUACUUUAUUGUUAAUGAUGUAUUACGAUAUAAUACGGUGUAUAUAGAAAUACAGGCUCAUAUAAUGUGGAUUGUGAAAUAACAUUAAAACAAGCCAUGAUUAAAGCAGAGAAGUACGUGAAUAUUAUAACAUUACUUUCACCACAUUUUUUUUCUCAUUCAUAACUUCAUAAUGAUCAAUAGACUUUAUUGCAUACAAGAACAUCUACAGUGAGGUAAAGUACUUAUACCAUAUUGCACAUCACGAUUUAGACUUUUAGCGGACCUCACGAAAAUUACAAUCAUUUGCGCGAUAACGGAUGACACCCACCCGCCCAGAUGGGAAGAAGAGCGAAAGGAGUGAAGACAACUAGUGAAUGAAUGGAAAGGAGGGCGACAAAAAUAUAUAUUUCUAAGGAAGAUCUACUUUUGCUUGGACGGACAUGGCCCUGUGAAAUGGGGGUGUUGGUUUCCCUUUAGUGGUGCUGCGUGUAUCAUUUUCCUCAGGCAGCACCCCCUGGAAUUCUGGUAGCUGUGACGAAAACCUUCAUUUACUAGUAACACUUUUU